AUGGGCACGAUGGAAGAGGAGAUGGGGGGGGGUGUCUCUUCCUUUAUGAUUUCUCUUUUAUGUGUGUGGGAAGCUGCAGAGUGUAGGGCAAGAAGAAAUCACCCAAUCCAGGAGAAAGUGAUACGUCAUGUUCUCUUGCUGCAAUUAUUUAAGGCAUUAUUGCGGCAACGGGGAUCUCGCGUUGAAUUGCCCAUUUCUUAUUUUGGUUCUCGUUCCACGAAUUGUUUAGGGACAAACUGGGAGCAGCAUUACAUCUCAUCUUUUCCACGUGGUUAA
This is a messenger RNA of Trypanosoma brucei brucei TREU927, 276 nucleotides long. RefSeq lists its product as hypothetical. The transcript has a single exon. The coding region runs from base 1 to 276 and encodes 91 amino acids. The record is from RefSeq and is a predicted model, not a curated record. NCBI's taxonomy places the organism in Eukaryota, Euglenozoa, Kinetoplastea, Trypanosomatida, Trypanosomatidae.